This is a messenger RNA of Hippocampus zosterae (dwarf seahorse), 948 nucleotides long. It is a transcript of the gene prrg2, whose product is annotated as proline rich Gla (G-carboxyglutamic acid) 2. The record is from RefSeq and is a predicted model, not a curated record. Bases 32 to 610 code for a protein of 192 amino acids. Gene Ontology annotation, cellular component: extracellular region. The transcript has 6 exons. Lineage: Eukaryota; Metazoa; Chordata; Actinopteri; Syngnathiformes; Syngnathidae. Gene Ontology annotation, molecular function: calcium ion binding.
AUGUGGUUUGUUGGCCUCCGCGGCAGCUGCAAUGAUGUGGAUUCCCGUGCUGGUCUUUCUGCAGCUGGCGGACUGCUCUCUCGCCUACCGACACACGCCGGUGAGUUCCCCGUUAGUGGAUGAGCAGUCAGCCCAUGGCUUCCUGUCUCGCUCGCUGCUUUAUAACAGCUGGGACCUGGAACUGGUGGUGCCCGACAACCUGGAGAGGGAAUGUCAGGAGGAGAUCUGCACUUAUGAAGAGGCCAGGGAAGUGUUUGAGGACGACGUUCAGACGGAAGUAUUUUGGAACGACUACGUCGAAAGCCACGCCUACGCGCCCAGAGUGGACGUGUCGGGCCUGGUGGCGGGGAUCCUGGCAAUCCUGGUGUGCGCCGUGAUCGCCACCGUCCUGGGCCUCUACUUCUACAAGGCCAAGAACAAGGCGGGAAGGAGACCCGUGCAAAUGGCGCAAGAUGGGCGUCCGGCCCCUGAGAUGGUGCCCCUGGCGAGCGCCCCGGGUCUACCGAGUUACAGCGAGGCUCUCAACCGCAGCGGGAUGCACGAUGCCCCGCCGCCACCUUACUCGGGGGGGGCGCCAUCCGAGCCUGCAGACCCGCGAGACAACGAGUGAGCUCCGAGCUCUGAGCCAGCCAUCAGCCAUCAGCCAGCCAGCCAGCCAGAGCUGCUUCCAAGUGGUUGAUGCUGGCGCUUGAUGACGCUUGGAGUCAAGUUGAAAUGUUGCAUGUUGUAGAACCUAUUGAAGGACGGGGUGGAGAGCCCAACUCAACAACGGACACUUUUCACAAUAUGACGUACAUUGUACAGAUGCGAGGCUCUUAAUUCGGUGCAGGUGAGAGUGAGGCUGACCCCCCCCCCCGUCCUCCCUCCCACCAAUGACUGCCCUGUUCUAUGUCCAGUUUGUGUGUGAUGUGGUUGAGUCACAAUAAAUCCAUUAAGUUGCUCAAAAGA